GCUUUUUCUGAUGCGCAAACAGCGCUCUCGGUACGGUUCUCAUUUUAUAAUAAAUCCAGAUUGUUCAAAGUGACAAGUUAAAACUGUUUUUCUCCGAUCAAUCUCCGGGCGGUCAGAGAAUUUUUUUUUCUGUGGAUCUUCCGGCCAAUUCAAGAAUGAGCCAGGUGUUCGAAGGAUACGAACGGCAAUACUGUGAGCUUUCAGCUAACUUGACGAAGAAGUGCACCUCAGCUAGUCUCUUAGAUGGAGAACAAAAGAAGCAGAAAAUUUCUGAAGUACAAUCUGGAUUGGAAGAUGCUGAGGCUUUGAUUCGCAAAAUGGAUCUUGAGGCUAGGAGUUUACCUCCAAAUUUAAAAGCCACGCUUCUUGCGAAGCUAAGAGAAUAUAAAAGUGAUUUGAACAAUGUGAAAAAUGAAGUCAAAAGGAUUACAUCAGCCAACCAAGCAGCAAGGGAUGAAUUGUUUGAAUCUGGAAUGGCAGAUGCCAAGGCGGUAUCAGCUGAUCAAAGACAAAGACUGAUGAUGUCAACUGAGAGAUUAAAUCAGUCCAGUGAUAGGAUUAGAGAAGGUCGAAAAGUGAUGCUGGAAACUGAAGAGCUUGGGGUUUCAAUUCUUCAAGAUUUGCACCAACAACGGCAGUCUCUUCUGCAUGCUCAUAACACGCUUCAUGGAGUGGAUGACAAUAUUAGUAGGAGCAAGAAGAUACUGACUACCAUGUCAAGAAGGAUGAGCAGGAAUAAAUGGAUCAUUGGAUCAAUCAUUGCAGUCUUGGUGAUUGCAAUCAUAUUGAUUCUUUACUUUAAGCUUUCCCAUUAGUCAAAAUGCCCAGGUUUUUGCAUCUCCGUCCUUUUUUCGUGUUUGAAACUGGAAUGCAUGCAUUUUGGAACAUCUAUUCUCAUCUACUGAACUUCUGGUUGUGGGUCACUUUGAAGCCUUUGUUUGGUAAUGGUAUGUCGUGCUCGAACCUUCAAACUGCAUUUUUAUAACUUCUGGCAGUUUUUGUUAAAUAAUGGUAAAUAAGUCCAUUUUACAUCA
This is a messenger RNA of Ipomoea nil (Japanese morning glory), 1034 nucleotides long. RefSeq names its product vesicle transport v-SNARE 11-like. The record is from RefSeq and is a predicted model, not a curated record. Gene Ontology annotation, cellular component: SNARE complex; Golgi apparatus; ER to Golgi transport vesicle membrane. Bases 156 to 815 code for a protein of 219 amino acids. Gene Ontology annotation, biological process: intracellular protein transport; vesicle-mediated transport; vesicle fusion. NCBI's taxonomy places the organism in Eukaryota, Viridiplantae, Streptophyta, Magnoliopsida, Solanales, Convolvulaceae. The transcript is spliced from 6 exons. Gene Ontology annotation, molecular function: SNAP receptor activity; SNARE binding.